AUGAGCGACGGAAAAUGUCCGCAAUGUGGCCAGGAUCUCAGAAAAUGUUUGAUACAACAGAACUAUAGCUUGGUGAUGUGCACUAAUUUGAACUGUAGUUAUCCCUUUAACGAGCGUGAUGCGCUCAGUAACACGGUAUAUACCAAGGACGCUGAGAUCCUCGAAGCAGCAAAGAAAAGGCUACGGCAAGAAGAACAGAAUAAUUGA
Lachancea dasiensis is the source of this 207-nucleotide messenger RNA. The record is from the annotation of a GenBank genome assembly. NCBI's taxonomy places the organism in Eukaryota, Fungi, Ascomycota, Saccharomycetes, Saccharomycetales, Saccharomycetaceae.